UGCAAGAGAACUGUCGACAUGGCCGAAGAAAAUGAAAGUAGAAAAAGUCAUGAUUACACUCUAAGGAUUGAAGCGCAGGAAGCCCUGAAAGAAAUUUCUUUUGCAGUUUCCCAUGUUGAAAUUUCCCCAGAGUUGCCUCAAGGGGCGGAAAAAGUUUAUCUAAAUGUGAAAACGCAAGAGGGCGAUGCUUACUGUGUGGAACUUUCUGUGCAGGGGUUCAGAAUAGUUGGCAGAACAUUUAAUACAAUAGAUGACACACCACAGUCAAAAUAUUAUGAAACCAUCUAUGCACUACUGGACCAAGUAAGCCCGAAAUACAGGAACAGUUUCGGGGACACACUUUUGAGGAAACUUGAAAAUUUACAGAAACAGUCGGAAGACAGUGCCCCUUCCUGACCCAGAUUUGUCUUCAGUCCUCGUUGCUACCCUCCCAGUGGUAGUCAGCUGCUGUCUCUGUGCCUAACUGAGUCAAAAUAACCUCAGUUUAUUGAUAGUUGCCAGUUUUUUAAUCUGUAACCUGAGAAAUUGGUGCCUAGCCGCCAGGAUUUUUAUUCAGAUGUGCUUUAUAGAACUUAAGAAAGAGCUUCCAUUAACAACUAGAUUUUGUUUAUUUGUUGUGAAUGCUAGUUUGAUUUUAAGGUUUGCAUUUGGUUAUAGUUUUAGCUACGCCAUUUAGACACACAUUUUAGUUAGUGACACAAAUAGGAAAUGUGGUCUAGCAUCUGUCGUUUUACAUGAAGUUUCAAUAGUACUUGAAGUUGCAAAUAGAUUUAAUUUAGUAAUGCAUCAAUUUGUUUAUAAAUUUCACUGAUCCUAUGCAAGUUUUGUAUAUUGCAGUGCAGGUACAUUGUUUUUAUUAACAACCUGAACCUUAAACUAUUUCUGUCAUUGGAGCGCAUACUAGAUUUUCUGCAGAGUUAAAAGCAAAUAACUAAAAUCCUACAAUAGAGAUUUAUGCACGUUGAUUUAUGGUGUAAAAAAAGGACAAGCCCGUGAUGUUGAUUUCAUUGAGUAGGAAACUUUGAUAUUUUAAAACCACACAAAAAAAUUACUUCUAUAAUUGUUGUCAAAUCUAAUGCACCAUUUACAAAUAAAAAGAUACAAAAGUUGUCAUUAGAUAAAAUGGUCAAUAAUGAAUCGUGAACAUUUUAACAAGAUUGAUUUGAUUUUGAGGUAUAUUUUUCAAAUACCAGUAUUGUACUGGUAGCAUUUUUUCUGAAAAAAAAGCGAUAAGUAAAAAUUUUUUUAAAAAUUAGAUUAACCAUGAUGAUGACAUUUUGUAUUUGGUGAACUUUAAGUUAAAAUUAUACAUUUUAAUAUUUUACAUAGUUAUUUAUUACCCCAUCCUGGAAUAUGAAAGAGGAAAAUUUUAGGGGGUAAUUCUAUUAUACAGUAUUAACAAAAAUAUAAUGUGAUUUUUGAAAUCUGCAUUGUAAUAUUCUUUUUUUUACCAAAGUGUAAUUUUAUUUUACAUUGCUUUAUUUGUCGUUAUUGUUACCUUGUACAAUGAAAAAAAAAAUCAGAGCUUCCAGAAAACUAUCGGUAUGUUUGUUCUUUAUAUGAGGCAAGAGUUCAUUUGAUUUUAUCAUGAAACCUCAGUCAGUCAGCAACAUAUACCACCUUAAAUCUACAGGUGAACGAAUUGGACACCACAACAAAAUUAUAUAAACCACAGCGAUCACACAACCACAAAUUUAAUAACUACAUUGUUAUAUAGACCAAUAUCAAUAUAAAAGUAAAGGCAUCUACAAGUAAAUGUACAUUGUACAAACUGAGCAGGUCACAAACCACCAUUGAUGAUCUGUUUCUGGGGCCAGCACACAACUACAUGUACAUACAAUGAACAAAAUGAAGGGUCCAUGCAUAUACUCUGACAAUUCAAAUAUUCAGCAGUUCUAGGAUGUGAUAUUAACCUGAUAUGACAGAUUUUGUAGUAGUGUACUAAGAUCUUAUGUGGUCUUUCAGACAUUAUGGUGAACUGUGGUGCCGUAUUUUACAUGUAUAAUUAGGGCUGGUUUGAUGGACUAAAUGGUGGAUAAUAGUUGUCAAAUUUAGUGGGUGCAUGUCACAAGAGAACUUGCUGCAACAAAGUUGUAAAUACUUGCAUUCCUAAGAUGCUUCCCUCAGCAUAAAAUGCAAUAUACAAAACUGUUUAAGCACACCUCUUUUAUGUCUUGUAAUCAUAGUUUACUUAUAUCAAGUUGAAUCUAUUCUUUUAUGAAAAUUGAGCAAAAAUUAUUACCAACGUGGUUGCAAGCUUUUAAGUUCUUUUGUAGAACAGACCCAAAACGUUAACAAGACUGAACAAACUUUAGAUCUACUAUCUUCCUCGUAUGAUUUGUCAAACUACUGCAAAUGUCCACAAAUAUUUUUGUAUUCCUAAUACAUGUACCAGUAUUGAAAAUAAAAGAGUUAAGCUUGUUGUAA
Magallana angulata is the source of this 2427-nucleotide messenger RNA. RefSeq names its product GSK3-beta interaction protein-like. NCBI's taxonomy places the organism in Eukaryota, Metazoa, Mollusca, Bivalvia, Ostreida, Ostreidae. The record is from RefSeq and is a predicted model, not a curated record. Gene Ontology annotation, biological process: regulation of canonical Wnt signaling pathway. Gene Ontology annotation, cellular component: cytoplasm. The transcript has 2 exons. Gene Ontology annotation, molecular function: protein kinase A binding; kinase regulator activity. Bases 19 to 396 code for a protein of 125 amino acids.